This is a messenger RNA of Mycena citricolor, 984 nucleotides long. The record is from the annotation of a GenBank genome assembly. Lineage: Eukaryota; Fungi; Basidiomycota; Agaricomycetes; Agaricales; Mycenaceae.
CUGUACAACGAGGCCUAUCUCAGUUCGAGUUAGUCCAUGUCCCAUACGAGCGAUGGCCGCUGGGGCGUUCUGAGAGCGAAAUUUCCCGGACUCCCAGAGCUCUGCGAAUCUCGAUCAUGGACUCGUCGUUCAAUCCCCCGACGCGAGCACACAUGGCGUUAGCGAAUGCGCCGCGCCCGUUUGUCGAAUCUAGUGGAUAUGAUGCCAAGAUCUAUCUGCUCUCCAUCAAGAAUGCCGACAAGACCCUCAAGUCGACGGACGCGACCUACCUGCAACGGCUCGAGAUGAUGCGGCUCUUGGCGCAGGACGCUGGAGAUGAAGACAACGUGGCUGUAGCAAUCGUCGAUGAGCCUACGUUUGUCGGGAAAGCCACCAAGUUGCAGACGUUCCUGAAACGCCGGCUGUCUGCGCUCGGCGCCAACAACCUCAUCCGACCUGAGCUCACCUUCAUCCUGGGCUUCGACACGCUGGAGCGUCUUGUAGCGCCACGAUACUACUCGUCGUCGUCUGAUGGCACGGAGGCGGAAGCGAAGAUGUUUGCCGCGCUGGACGAGUUUUUCUCGCCUGGCGUCGGGAACGCACGAGUCGCUUGUGCGCGACGGUCUCCCACGUCGGAUGCGGAGGAGUCAACCCUACGAUUGGCUGAAAAGUACUUGAAGUCCGAUCGGAUUGCGUUCAUUGAUAUCGGGGUGGCAGAGCAGACAUACAGCUCUACAGCGGUUCGUACCGCUCUCGGAAGAGGAGAUAAUGACAGUUGGGAGGAUCUGGUAUCUCCCAGAGUCAGAGAUUAUCUUUUACAGCAGAUUCUCUACUCCAAUUGAUGGCGCGACGUCUCUGGCACAGAUCUUAAGUAUAGAUUUAUCGUAUGUACUUUGAACAGUUUGUGUGCAGUGUUCAGAGAGACGAACAAGCCUUGGGGUCCUUAUCACAGGCCUCAAGUAGCAAAUAGUAUACAACUGUUGUACAACUGGCUCAGAAUCAGAA